UCACAUGAUCGUGACGCUGUCGCACUGCGAAUCGUGCGAGGUCCGACCAGCAUAAAACCCAACAUACAUUCGCAUGAAACCUAGCAGAGCACAGUUUACCUCCCUGUCUACUCUUGAAUGGCAUGCGGCAUGACUGAGAAUAUUUGCCAGUGCAGCGGUUGCCAAUGCCAGAUGUGCUCGAGAUUGCAGAUCGCAAUCUUGAUCGACGCGAGUAUUUCUCUCUUUGCCUCCGCCACCGCCACGAUCCUCUCGCGGGCGCGAAGAGCGACACUCACGCCCUUCCGUGAAACGGCCAGUCUACGGGUCAGGCACUUUUUUUCGCCUCUUGUUCAUCUCUGCUUACUAACGUCACUACUAGGGCUUAUCGCAAACACCAUAACUAAAGGUCCGGAUACGCCGCUCGCACACGUUCCCCAGUCAUGUCACAAAAUCAGGAGGUCAAGGGAGGGGCGUCGCUGUCGUUCGUUCCAACGCCCAGUACUCUCCGCGACAACCCGUACUUACCACCCCAGGAUGGCCGCUGCCUGAUCAACGACCUUCCAACCGAGCUGCUCUCCCAGAUAUUCCUCAUGGGCGCAGAAAUGGAUGAUCCGACCAGCGAGGACGAGGACGAGGACGAGGAUUAUGACAGUGAUGACGAGGACAAGAGUGAUGAUGAAGACGAGGAGGACAAGGAUGGCGAGGACGAGGACGAGAAGCCGUCUUUCGAGGUGACCGGCUCACACGUCUGCAAGCUCUGGCGCGACGUCGCAAUCAACACGCCGGCUCUCUGGAGCUCACUCAACUUCUCAGAGGGCCCGCCGUACACAAAGUCCGCGGUCUACCUCGAGCGAUCCAAGGGUUCGCCAUUGGACCUCACUAUCGACGUCACGAAAGACGAAGACUCGGAUGACGAGACCGACCCCAACAACCCCGUCCCAGCACUGGCAGAGCUGAUGGUCUGCUCAGACGAGCUCGAGGCGAUACUGAAGCUCAUCAUCCCGCACGUCUGGCACUGGCGUUUGCUCGAGCUCAUGGUCUCGGAUUACGUCCUCAUGCACUCCGCGCUCACCCAGAUGGCGGCGUGCCCCAGCGCACCAAUGCUCGAGGUGCUGGAGCUCUACCAUUAUGAGGAAGACGAGGAAGGUGAGGAGAUGUUCGCGCCCGCCAAGUUCAAAGAGCAGAACUUCGUCCUGUUCAACGGCAACGCGCCCAGGCUCACGCACGUCGCGCUCUGGGGCGUCCACCUCGACUGGGCCGCAUCUACGUUCCUCAGCGGGCUGACUGAGCUCGAGCUCGCGUACCACGCGAAGGACGUCCGACCACCGUUCAAGGAUGUCGCGCGGAUCCUGCGCGACUCGCCCGAGAUGGGGACCCUCACAAUAUGCCAGUCCGGGCCUACUGGUGGUCCGGCUGAGUGGCUCGAAAGCAUGAUGGACCCUAACGCGAUGCAGACCGACUCCUCCGAGCCCCAGCCAGAUACGACAAUAUCCCUGCCCUCGCUCAAGAACCUUGUCAUCGCCUUCCUCGAGCCGGAAUACGCAAAAAACCUCGUCGAGCGCCUCGUGCUCCCCAAUCUCAAGUCGCUCGCCAUCGACCUCGAAGAAGACGACGGGACGCCUCUCCUGCAGACACUCACGCGGCCAUCGUCCACCACUGGGAAGUCCGUACUCAGCGGGCUGCAAGCGCUCAAGGUCGCGGGCGUGCAGUGCCAGGAAGGCACGGUGAUCGUGGACAUGUACGCUGCGCUGACAAACCUGGUCCAGCUCAAUCUAAACUUCGGCUUCGUCUCGGAUAAGUGGUUCGACGUGCUCGUUGCGCAGUGGGAGAGCGUCGCGGGUUCGGGCAAGGACCCGCUCCUGCCGAGGCUCGAGACGCUCACGACGUCGGGGCUUUCGGGCAAGGACGUGCGCAAGCUGAUCGAGGCGCGCAAGGCGAUGAACAGGCCGGUCAAGACGGUGUUCAUGAACCAGAUGGACGAGCUCGAGGAGGAGGACGAGCAGUGGAUCAAGGACAAUGUGGACGAGUUUGACUACUUUGAGGGGUCGGACGAGGAGGACAUCCUCGAGAUCGUUGCGGAGGGCGAGGAAGUCGAGAACGACCAGGAUGAGGACGAAUGGGAAGACAUGCAAUAAACGGUGGGCAGCUGGUGGGGGCCGCCCAAUGGCCAGCUCUCAGACAGUCUUCAUGCUUAGCCUCUAGCUGCAGGAGGCAAGACCGAAUCAUGAAGACAAACACAUCGCGUAGAGGUGGAGUUGCCUAAUGCUGGU
Molecule: messenger RNA, 2249 nt
Organism: Rhodofomes roseus
Lineage: Eukaryota; Fungi; Basidiomycota; Agaricomycetes; Polyporales; Fomitopsidaceae
Exons: 1
Coding region: 420-2114 (564 amino acids)
Source: RefSeq, a predicted model, not a curated record